Diprion similis is the source of this 3173-nucleotide messenger RNA. It is a transcript of the gene Rchy1, whose product is annotated as RING finger and CHY zinc finger domain-containing protein 1. Gene Ontology annotation, molecular function: zinc ion binding; ubiquitin protein ligase activity. The coding region runs from base 471 to 1370 and encodes 299 amino acids. The transcript is spliced from 6 exons. Gene Ontology annotation, biological process: ubiquitin-dependent protein catabolic process; protein ubiquitination. Gene Ontology annotation, cellular component: nucleus. NCBI's taxonomy places the organism in Eukaryota, Metazoa, Arthropoda, Insecta, Hymenoptera, Diprionidae. The record is from RefSeq and is a predicted model, not a curated record.
CCGCUUUAGGUUUCGGCUGUUCGUCGUCCGAGAGAAGUCCGUCCCUAAAAACUUCUUAAAUAAUAUUUGUGGCAAUAAUGCCUGACUUAAUAACACAACUUGAUUCGCGGUGAUUGUAAUGCGGGAGAAUCUUUAGCGGUAAGUUUUGUAGCUGAUGACGGAACAGUCAUCGCAGUAAUUGGAUAAUCGGUCAGAAAUGUGUCGGGUAACCUGUCAAGCGAGUGAUAUUUGUUUUGGUGUAUUCCGUAUGCGUGUAAAUGGUGCGGAGAAAUAACAGGUUCUCUGCUCAUUAAUCGGACAAGUGCGUAUUGUGGGUAAAUAAAUAUUGUGACGCAGAGGUUUCACUCAGAUUGGAUUGAAAAGGCGUCAAAAAACGGCUCUUGUCUCGAAUUUUAUCACAACCAAUCAUUCACGGUGUGUUAAUAAUUUAAACAAGCAAGUGCAGCUUUGUGCUAAUUAUAAACUAUAUAAUGGAGGACAGUGAUGUCAAGCAGGUUGAAGAAUCCGAGUCUAAUAACGAAUCUCCGAAUGACGGAAAGUCCGAUCAAACAGACGAGGCUAGCGUCGGUUGUGCACAUUACAAAAGAAAGUCCAAAUUCGUGACGCCAUGCUGCAACAAGGUUUAUACCUGCAGAUUUUGUCACGAUGAGCAAGAGGCCCAUACCGUUAAUAGGAAAGAAGUAACAGAGCUCAUCUGUGUCCUGUGCGAUACUCGUCAACCUGUGCAAGCUACUUGCCAAAAAUGCAAUUGCAGAUUUGGGAAGUACACGUGUCUAGAAUGCAAUUUGUUCGACGAUGAAGAUAAGAAUCAGUAUCACUGCGACGGAUGUGGGAUUUGCAGGGUCGGGGGACGCGAAAGGUUCUUUCACUGUGCCAAAUGCAAUAUGUGCUUACCAGUACAGCUGCAGAAUGGUCAUAAGUGUGUUGAAAAUGUUUCACAUGCGAAUUGUCCGGUUUGCUUGGAAGACAUUCACACAAGUAGAAUUCCAUGCCACAUUCCCGAUUGCGGACAUCUGUUACAUCGUACCUGCUUCGAAGAGCUUUUACAGUCUGGUCACUAUGCCUGUCCAACCUGCCAGGUAUCUCUGCUGGACAUGUCAGAACUUUGGAGAUUCUUAGACAACGAAGUAUCUCAAACACCGAUGCCUCCUGAGUACAGAGAUUAUAAGGCCGAUAUAUUGUGCAAGGAUUGUCACGAGGAGUCCACUGUCAAGUUUCACGUGGUUGGCUUGAAGUGUUUAAACUGCGGAAGUUACAACACAUGCAGGAUCAAAGGGUCUCCGUGUCCUGAUCCAGAAUCCUUGGAUGUUGCGGCUGGCGGAAGUGGUACAGGAGACGAGGAAAGUUCGCAAGACCAUGAUUCUCCGUAAUGUGAUUGGUUAGCAAUAUUUUUAAAUGAAAAGAUGCAGCUCAAAUUUUCACGAUACAGUACGUCAAAUUGAAAGCCUGCGUUAAUUGCACUCUCAAUAGUAGGGAACUGUGUGCAACGUGUGUGAUUUUAUUUGAACAACAUUGAAUGAGUAAUUGAAUAUAAUGAAUAUUCUGCAAGCCACAUGCAGCUAUUAAGUACCUAAAUUUUAAACUGUAAAAUACAUGCAUACUGUAUGUAUACUAUAAACACUUAGUCUUGCAGCUUACAUAAUUUAAUGCUGGACAGAAAAAUGUUUGUCAGAUUAUAAUCUAAGUCGACUUUCACGAUUUGCCUUCUUAAAAGCAACCGGCACAACAUCGAGGAAUGUUUGAAUUUAUGAAUAACGAUUCAUAACACAAAGAUUCUCUAGUUCGAAAAACGUAUUAUUACAUUUUGAAACGUACAUAUUUAUCUUUUAGUAAUUUUUUCAAUUAGGCAGCAAUUCUCGCUAUUUAUAAUAUGUUGUUAUUCUAUUUCGUAUUGAUUAACGUGCAGCGCAUUUAAGAUCUUUUAGAAAUAUGUAUAAUAGUAACCACCAUUGUAGCUAUAUAUGAAUGCCGGAACUAAAAUAAUCUAAAUACUGGCUUACCUUUAUUAGAGUUUCUCUUUAAUCAAUAUAUACAGCUGUAGGUAAUAUCUGUAUUACAAUUGGUAUUCCUAUACUCAAAUUAUACUAAGAUAUGUAGAACUCUGACGAGGCAUCGAGGCUUUAAGUUGAAUUGGAGAUUGAUUUUAUUAACUAAGACAGAGCAUAGAACAAAUGCUGUUAAUAAAAUAUAAUUUCGUCAAACAUUUGUCCGAAAGCCGACAAUAUGUAAAUACAUAUGUAGUACAAUUAAGUCUAUAAAAUUAGCAUGAGUAAUUUUCUCAUUGAUACCAAAAAGAAGUAGUUGUUUUGAUUAAUGAUAUAUUUUCUCUGCUUUUCAAAGCAUUGAAAAUGCCGUUAACUACAUGAAUGACGUUGUUUUGUCUUCAGAACACGUUUUGCUUAAUUUUAGUGAUCUAUUGUUAUGCAUUCCCUUGGCUUGCCAUUCCUAAUUCGGAGCAUUUGAACUAAAAUCAUGUUUCUUGUUAAUAUAAUUGAAGAAUUUCCAUCCAUGUGUUAUAUACCUAUAUUUUUAUUUCUCUAAUGUUAUGAAAUUGCUUUUGAGACAUUCCUUUUGGGCAUAAACCUAUGUUUAUACAUAUAGGGCCAAGUUGACCGGUUAUUUUUAUUCUUAUGCAGGUCUUAAUUAGUAGACUAACAAUUUUUAGUUAGAAAAUAAACAAUCUUUGUACUUUUUACGUUCCAAGACAGUAUCAAAUAAUCAAACUAUUACUGGGAAAUGAAGGUCACAGCAACUGUGCCUCUUAACCAGAUCACUAUCAUGUUUGAAAACCAGAUACACUGUGCGUUAAAUGUUGAGGUUUUCUGGCUGCCCCUGCAAUGUUGAUUUCAUCCAAUUGAUGUCACUUAUCUUGUGUACAAGACGCAGCUUGUAUUUCAACCCGUUCAACUUACACAACACAAUUUGAAUCACCGUCUUCUCCACACAGUUGGUUCUUGAAUAUUGUUGUUCCUUUACAAAAUUGGUCUUUUCGGAGUGAAAAUCACUAUUUCAGUGAUUGCGGAAUAUUAUCAGGGUAGAAAAAUAUUAUUUACCACAAUAAUUUGCCAGGGAUUUAUUUCUAAAAUGGUAAAUUUUACAUAUGUAUAAUUGCUGUAAAUAAAGAUGCGUGAUUGUUUAUCACGCAAGAAAUAAAGUGUGACAUGAAUCUUAAA